AAAGAAGUGUUAGCACUUCUGAAGUCAUAAUAAUUUCUUCACACCCUGCUGCAUUAGGCUGAUAUGACUUUUUAAGUGUAUUUUCGCUUCAAAAUUCUCGUUUUCCUUUCUCAUUCUUUUAAUUUGUCGCAGUCGUCUUGCUUUGCAUAACAUGUCAGCCCACACUGCGAAGAGAAGGAAACUAAGCUCGCCCCCAGAAAAUGGAUCUACUCAGAAGUUCAGCUCAAACGGCCGGGAUGCUGAACUGUCGAAGAGUAUCCAUUCACACAGAAAGGUGCAGGUUGACCGCUCCGGAGAACUUGCACUAGCCAGUGGACUCUACAAGUCUAGCUUCUUCAAGCUGCAACUGGAUGAACUGCUGUCGUCGUCGAAGCCCAAUUACGACAAACAGGUCUCAAGAGUUCAGGACACUUUACACAGAGUAAAGGAGGCCAUUGAACGACUACACGAGAGACCUCCGAUGUUAGCUUGUGAGGCGGAGAGGGAAUUGCGCACCACACAUGGCAUUGUCGUCCCGUUCCCAGACCCUCGACCCUCGAGGGAGACAAAAUACUCCGUAUCUUAUGCUCCGCCAUCGAACAUCAAUGUGGUAGGGAGUUUUGCCUCGAAAACCGGUAUCAAGCAGACCGAGAAGUACACAAUCGAUCUAGCGGUGACAAUGCCACGUUCUCUUUUCCAGGAGAAAGAUUAUGUCAAUUACCGCUUCUUCCACAAACGAGCGUACUACAUUGCAUGCCUUGCUGCCGGCCUUCGGGAAGCGCAACACCUAGGCCUGGAUGUCAAAUUUGCUACACAGGAAGGCGAUAGUCUUCGUCCAGUCCUCGUCUUGGAGCCGAGCAGUGCUACCAGCGAUUUAGCACUCGCAAGGUCCCAAAUCCGCGUCAUCACGGCCAUCGAAGAUGAUUUGUUUCCCAUCUCGCGAACGCUGCCAACGAAGAUUAACGUGCGUUACGUCUCAAGCGAAAACACUGGCAAUAGUGAGCCUACACCCUUUUAUAAUUCGGCUCUCCGCUCAGAGGCCACUGUCGCGUCUUAUCACAAACACUGGGCGUUACUCAUGUCUCUCUUGUUGGAGGGUGGUGGUGCUAAUGGGAAACCAAUCCUUCUCAAGUCGUAUAGUUGCUAUCAGCUGUUUAAAGCGACUAUACAAUUUCUCGCAGGGCGUGACCUUACCAAGCCAUUACUAUUUUCCACUGUCGAUGGAGUUCCAUUUCCAGGGGACGGGCCUGUUGUAUACGACGGGAAACGUGGAAUCAAUAUACUCUAUAAGAUGACGCCUUGGUCUUAUACUUUCCUUCGUCACGAAGCGGGCAUAACUCUCAAAAUGUUGAACGAGUUCCGUGAUAACAAUUUUGAAAAAAUCUUCAUUGUGAAGGUCAAUGAACCCAUGUUGAGAUUCGAUCGGAUCAUUGCACUCCCCUCUCUUGACAACGGAAACAUUCUUCAAGCUAUUCGCAAUCAGCAGGCUAUCUACGGUGUCCUUUUGAAAGCUCUUGGAGAUCGAGUCAAACUUAUUCAUAUGUCCAGCCGCUCCAUCGAACCGUGGUCUGUCCUAGCGAAACCAUCCUCGAAGAAGCUAAAGGAAAGAAUAUCAGUUGGACUGCUUAUGAAUCCAGAGAACGUUUCGCGCGUUGUCGACCAUGGCCCUUCCGCGGAGCAAAAGGAAGAAGCAGCAUCUUUCCGGUCGUUUUGGGGAGAUAAAGCUGAACUCCGGCGCUUCAAGGAUGGCAGUAUUCUGGAGAGUCUUGUGUGGUCCGAUCAUCCAUCCUCGAAAUCGAUAGUCUUUCAGAUAUUGUCUUAUAUUCUGCGGCGCCAUUUCAAUUUCGUUGACGAAGACAUUCAUUAUGUUGGUGAUGAAUUCGAGGAGAAACUUAGCAGCUACGGAAGUGGUAUAGUCUCAUAUACUAGCCCGUCCUUCCAGCUGAUCGCGGAUGCCUUCAGCUCAUUGGAAAAGUCUAUUCAAGACAUGGAAGGUGUUCCAUUGACAGUGAGACACCUAGCACCUGCUAGCCCGCUUUUGCGAUACACUGCCCUCCGGGUUCAACAUGCUCCUAGCAUACCGGGCGAACGUGUCGAUGUGGUGCUCCAGUUCGAGAGCUCGGCGCGUUGGCCGGACGAUCUUGCGGCAAUUCAAAUGACGAAAGUGGCCUUUCUGGUCAAAAUAGGCGAUUGCUUAGGAUCAUCUGGUGUCGCUACUUCUUGUAGGGUGGGUUUAGAAAACGGCACCAGCCGAAUUCUCAACAACGCAUAUCUUGACAUUUUUCAUGCAUCCGGUGUCAUAUUCCGCUUGCGCAUUCAUCAUGAUCGAGAGCAAACCCUAUUAGAACGAUUGCUGAAGCAGAAAGGAGAGAGCGCUCAAGCAAAGCAGGAUGUGGCGUACGCUCUGGCGAUGUACAAGCGGACUUUUCUCCAAUCACCUCGUCUCACUCAAGCAAUCCGUACCCUGUGUACACGUCAUCUAUUACUGUCGCCUACCGUCCGCUUACUCAAGCACUGGUUCAAUUGUCAUCUCUUCAAAGGUCAUGUAUGCGACGAAUUGGUGGAGUUGUUCGCAGUUCGGGUGUUCACGCAGUCGUAUCCAUGGGAUACGCCGUCCAGUGUCAUGGCUGGCUUCCUGAGAACCCUCCAUCUGCUCUCACGGUGGGAUUGGCAGCAAGAGCCGUUAAUGGUUGACCUGGGCGGGCAGUUAGAUCAAAAUGCAGUUGAAGUGAUCCGCACACGCUUUGCCGCUUGGCGAAAGAUCGAUCCGGCGAUGAAUAAUGUCGCUCUGUUUGUGGCUUCGGAUAUUGAUACCGACGGAAUCUCCUGGACACAGUAUGAGAUGCCUUCGAAGGUUGUGGCAGCUCGCAUGUCCUCUUUGGCAAAGGCGGCUGUGAGAUUGAUGCGAGAAAAAGGAUAUGCUCUCGACGUUUCCGACCUCUUUCAUACAUCUUUAGCACCUUACGAUUUUGUGUUGAGUUUACGGUCGAAAGCGCUCACGGAAGUCCUAGCACCUUCAUCAUCAUCAUCCAGAUUCAAGAAUCUGCAACAACAGGUCAUUCCAGAGCGAGCCGAUAAGCUCACAGUGGUCAGAACAUUCGUUCGCGAGUUGCAGGCGUGCUUUAGUCCAAACAUUCUGUUCUUUCAUGGCGAUGAGCAGUGCGACGUGAUUGCAGGCCUCUGGAACCCACAUACGGUCAAGCCCAAGAAUUGGAGCCUGAAAAUGACAUACUCCACAAUACCUGUUGCCCUGGUGAAACCGGAGGUGAAGGGCAGUGAAGAUGUUUCCAUCAACCAAACGGCUAUCUUGAACGAGAUUGCGAGGUUGGGGGCACAUUUGAUUGAAGGGAUAGAUGUGCACAAAGAAGAUACGGAAAAUAGUGCUUAGGAGACCUGUUUUCCGAUAUGUACUAUAGUGGUACCCAAUUCAGCGCCGUUGCAAUGCGAUGCUUGGAAAAUAAAAAAAAAAGAAAACAAGAGAAAGGGAAAACAUGGAAUAGCACACGGACAAAAUGGGAUACAGGAACGGCUCCAGCUGGCCUACAUAAGUGAAAAUCAUUCCCUUUCCCCAAAUCAUGAUCCGGCCAAUACCUUCUGCGGCUUUUCUACUUGCGCCUGCGAGGAGAAAGAACAAAACUUGUCCUUGAUGGCGACGACCUCGUAGGUUCCUUCGUCAGAGGUCUUGAUCGUUUUCUUAUGCUCGUAAGAGAUAUCGUGUUUGAUGUCCAGG
Molecule: messenger RNA, 3709 nt
Organism: Aspergillus novofumigatus IBT 16806
Lineage: Eukaryota; Fungi; Ascomycota; Eurotiomycetes; Eurotiales; Aspergillaceae
Product: rRNA-processing protein UTP22
Exons: 2
Coding region: 152-3367 (1071 amino acids)
Biological process (GO): rRNA processing; tRNA export from nucleus
Cellular component (GO): UTP-C complex; CURI complex; small-subunit processome
Source: RefSeq, a predicted model, not a curated record